This is a messenger RNA of Lathyrus oleraceus (garden pea), 2039 nucleotides long. Its product is annotated as RING-H2 finger protein ATL46. Lineage: Eukaryota; Viridiplantae; Streptophyta; Magnoliopsida; Fabales; Fabaceae. Gene Ontology annotation, molecular function: ubiquitin protein ligase binding. Bases 518 to 1699 code for a protein of 393 amino acids. The transcript has a single exon. The record is from RefSeq and is a predicted model, not a curated record.
UUGGGAACUGCUUCCUUCCUACUUUCACAGUUUUUGGAUUCUUUCCUUCUCACCAUUUUGGAUCCAUCACACACAUCCAACUCAAUACAUUUCACUCUUCACUUCUCUCUCUCUCUCUCUCUCUCUCUCUCUCUCUCUCCUUCAAAGUUCAAACCUUUGGAAGAAGAAGAAAAAACCAUAGUUCCUCAGUUUCAAAACUUGAAGAACAACAUGAGAAAAAACCACCUUAAAUGGUGUUCCACUUAGGUGAGUUAACUUCAAGUUAUUUUCCCAAAAACCCAAAUAAGAAAAACAGAAAAAAAUCAUUUUUUUUCACUUCCAUCACUAUUUUCAUUUAAAGUGAUUUUAAGCCAAUAGAUAUGUUAGAAGUAAACAUCCUAGUACUGUACUUUGUUUUACUUGUCUGAAAUUUGUAUAAAGUUUAGAUUUUUAGGAUUUUUGUUCUUGUAACAUAGAUGUGAUUUGACUAGGUUCUUGUUUGGUUGGAGGAGAAUAUUUUCUUGUGUUUUAUUAUUAGAUGUCAGAAACUAUGUAUCCUAAAUUGUUAUUUGAACAUACCCAUUUGAGAAUUCAUCAAAAAGAUGAAUACUUUAUGAAUUUUCCACCACCAUCACUACCAUCUCCAUCAACACAAUCUUCAUCAAGUUCUUCAACAAUAACACCAGCAUCAUCUUCUUCAUCUUCUAGUACUAAGAUUAGUCCAGCUGUUCUUUUCAUCAUAGUUGUUCUUGCUGUUCUUUUUUUCAUAUCUGGUUUACUUCAUUUACUUGUUAGAUUUCUUAUAAAGCAUCCAUCUUCAUCAUCUUCUGCUCAAUCUAAUAGACAACAACAUAAUGAGAUUUCAACUUCUGAUGCACUUCAAAGACAGCUUCAACAGCUUUUUCAUCUUCAUGAUUCUGGUUUAGAUCAAGCUUUCAUUGAUGCACUUCCUGUUUUUCAAUUCAAGGAAAUUGUUGGUUUGAAUGAGCCUUUUGAUUGUGCUGUUUGUUUGUGUGAGUUUUCGGAGAAAGAUAAGCUAAGGUUGUUACCUGUGUGUAGCCAUGCUUUUCAUAUAAGUUGUAUAGAUACUUGGUUGCUUUCGAAUUCAACUUGUCCUCUUUGUAGAGGAACACUUCAAACUAAUGGGUUUUCUAUUGAAAAUCCGAUAUUCGAUUUCGAUGAUCUUAGAGACGACGACGGUUGUCCUUGUAACGGGGAAAACGGAUUCGGUAAUAGACAAAAGGAAAUUGUUGUUGAAGAUGUUGUCGAUAAAGGGGUUUUGCCAGUUCGGCUCGGGAAAUUCAAGAAGAUGAACGCUGAAGUGGGUCGAGAGAACGAAGAAGUCGGUGAAACGAGUAGUAGUAAAUUGGAUGCAAGAAGAUGUUACUCAAUGGGAUCUUACCAAUAUGUGGUUGGAAAUUCAGAGUUAAGGGUAACUUUGGAUGCAUUAAACCAUGAAAGUAAAGUUCAUCAUGAUGAUAGAAGGAUGAACAAAGGAAUUGAAAACAGUGAGAAUCUUUGUGUAGAAAGUGAUUUGGAAGGAAAGAAGAUUAGUAAUGUUAGUAAAGGUGAAAGUUUUUCGAUUUCGAAGAUUUGGUUGUGGCCAAGGAAAGGGAAAUUUCCUUCAAGUUCUUUAGAAGCUCAUAAUGGAAUGGCAUUACCAUCUUAUCUUAACAAAGAUUUGCAGCAUCAUGGAAUGAGGAAAACAGAUGGUGUAUGAAAUAAUGAAAGGUAUCUUAUAUUAACUUUGUUUCUUCAUUCACUUGAAUAUUCAUUUUAAUCCAUUGAUUGAAGUUGCUUCACUUUGCAUUAGAGUUCCAAGAGAAUUUGGUGUGCUAAUUUUGAGAUUGUGACAUAAUAUUUUGAUGUAUUAUUAUAGAGAAAGCACAAGAAAUACAAUUCCUUUCUUUCUUGGAAAAAAAUCUUCUAACUUCAUAGUAUGAUGAAAUUGAAUUUGUGGUUGUAAAUGUUGAUAUGAUCUUACCGAAUAUGCGACGAAUAUGGAUUCGCUACAAAAUUGAAUCCAAACAAUAUGAUAUGAUAUGAAUCUUUAGUGUGUA